AUGGCACUUCGAAUUCUUGUGAGGGGACUAUCCUUGACCAUGAUGGUCCGCGGAUACAAUUCGCUAGGAGGUUUAGCAAUCGACGAGAUCAUGAGCCAGCAAUAUGGUGGCCAUCUACAGUUCCUCACAAUUCAAGGUCUUGCGUUAGCGUGUCUAACGAUGACGACAAGUUUACUUUAUGAAGCAUUUCCACUUUCGAUUUUGAGGACCACCAAACGAUAUCUAAUGGUCAUGGCUAUGCCGCUUUCCGUUGUCAUCUCAACUAUAUACUGGUCACUGGUCACCGUAUUUCCUCAUCUUAUUCUCCAGGCCAGUUCUCCUUCCGAAUCGAGCACACCCAGCUCCUCCCCCAUAACACCAGAGCUCUUUCACAUACCCCUCUCCAUUGAUCUAGCUUUACACGCAGUUCCUUGUAUCUCUCUCCUGAUCGAUUUCUUUAUUUUCGAGAAGAAGUAUAACAAACAAGAAGUCAAGGUCGGCGCUCCCAUUGCUGCAAUUGGCUUUUCUUUGUGGUAUACUCUGUGGGUAGAACACUGUGCUCGCAUGAACAAUGGUAUCUUUCCCUAUCCAUUCUUGACCGAGAAUACCUUGAAAGUUCGAAUUGGCAUAUACAUCGGAGCCACGCUCAUUGCGAUAUUAUCCUUGAAACUCAUAAACCACCUGCACUCUUGA
Messenger RNA from Psilocybe cubensis, 672 nucleotides. Its product is annotated as UPF0641 membrane protein. The transcript is spliced from 5 exons. Lineage: Eukaryota; Fungi; Basidiomycota; Agaricomycetes; Agaricales; Agrocybaceae. The record is from RefSeq and is a predicted model, not a curated record. Bases 1 to 672 code for a protein of 223 amino acids. Gene Ontology annotation, cellular component: endomembrane system; membrane.